AGGAAAAAGUCCAGGCAGUGACGCGUGGCGGGCAGAGCAGCGCCGGCCACUCUGAGAGCACAGCCCCAUGCAGUGCCCUGGAGCCUCUCACCCACCUCCGCCACCCACAGUGGUCCCCACGACCACCCCAUGUUCCGUUCACGCCGUGCUGGACUGGUGCGGAGGCUGUGGCGGCAGCGCUGUGCAGCAGCCAGCCCUGAGGAUGCCCCCAGUACCCUCAAACCAGCAGUGCAUGCCCUCUUCAAGAAGCUGAAGGAUGAGGAGCUGGAGCUGCUGGUGCAGGUGGUGGAAAGCCAGGGUGCCUGGGAAUCUGGCUGCAUUUUAGCACCAUGGGGAGACGCACGAGGGGUCAAGCAGGGAGUCCCCCCUCAAGUCCUGCUCUGUCGCCUCUUCCGCUGGCCUGACCUCCACCAAUCCUAUGAGCUCAAGCACCUCUGCUACUGUGCUGGGGGCCAGGGGAUCUGUGGGGACUUGGCUGUGCUGUGCUGCAACCCCCAUCAUUUCAGUCGCCUGGCUGAACCUGAAAUCCCGCCACCCCCCUACUUGAAGGCAUCCUGUGGUCCCUCCUGGCCAGAUGAGCCCCAACACCCCAGUACUCAGCUCCUGGAGUUCAGCUACGAUGCUGGGGACUGGUGCGACACCAGCCUCUCAUGGAGCACCGUCAAGGAUGGCUGUUGGUGCAAGCUGGCUUACUGGGAGUACCGGACACGCGUGGGUCGCCUCUACGCCGUGCAUGAGGCAUCAGUGAAUGUCUUUUUCGAGCUGCCAUGGGGCAGCGGGUUCUGCCUGGCCCAGCUGCCAGCUGCCUACCGCAGCUGUGCUGUCCGGCGGGCACGUGGCAAGAUUGGCCGGGGGCUGCUACUGAGUCGGGAGCCAGGUGGCAUCUGGGCAUACAACCGCAGUGAGCACCCCAUCUUCGUCAGUUCACCCACCCUGAGCCCCCCUGGUCCCUGUGGGCUCACUGUCCUCAAGGUGCUGCCUGGCUACUCAGCAAAGGUGUUUGAUUGGGCAGGGGACAGAGCAGGCUGGCAGCUACCUGGGGAGGGACCCUGUGACCCCCACAGUAUCCGCAUCAGCUUUACCAAGGGCUGGGGACCCUGCUACUCCCGGCAGUUCAUCACCUCCUGCCCAUGCUGGCUUGAGGUUCUGCUGAACCCGCCACACUGAGGCUGGAGCUGGUGGGGGGUGACAGGGAGCUCCCCCAAAGCAGGUUCACAAGCUGGGGGACCCUUCUACUUUUCCCCAGCCUGUGUCUUCCAGGGCUGUGUUGCAGCAGGAUCGUCCUUGCUCUGGGGACUCCCUGCCUGAGUGUUGACUGGAUGCAGUGCCCCCCUUGCAUGCCUCAUCACUCUGCCAACACCUGCUUUCAGCCACGGGCCUCUCAGUGACACAGGACCCUGUUUAGUAUAUGUUAUAAUUUUAAUGUUCAA
Parus major (Great Tit) is the source of this 1430-nucleotide messenger RNA. RefSeq names its product mothers against decapentaplegic homolog 6-like. The record is from RefSeq and is a predicted model, not a curated record. The transcript has 4 exons. NCBI's taxonomy places the organism in Eukaryota, Metazoa, Chordata, Aves, Passeriformes, Paridae. Gene Ontology annotation, biological process: SMAD protein signal transduction; cell differentiation; transforming growth factor beta receptor signaling pathway. Gene Ontology annotation, cellular component: heteromeric SMAD protein complex. Gene Ontology annotation, molecular function: transcription regulator inhibitor activity; I-SMAD binding. The coding region runs from base 130 to 1167 and encodes 345 amino acids.